Molecule: messenger RNA, 1003 nt
Organism: Lolium rigidum
Lineage: Eukaryota; Viridiplantae; Streptophyta; Magnoliopsida; Poales; Poaceae
Exons: 2
Coding region: 106-942 (278 amino acids)
Source: RefSeq, a predicted model, not a curated record
GAAGGCCCUGCCGCAGGGACAAUCGCUGAGGUGCAAGCUCGGCCGCGGGACGGUUCCGUCUACUGGCGAGGAGCACUAUAUGUGCAUUGCGAAUCUCAUUUCGUUAUGAGAAUAUCCUUGUCUACCAAUACAUAUCGUGUAAUCAAACCACCACCGGGUUAUGACGCAAACAGAUAUCCAGUUCCUUGUCUACAAAGAUCGGAAAAGGGUGUCUACUUUGUGUCACUUGAUAACUAUCUUCUUAAGGUUUGGAUCCUCAAGGAAUCAUGUGAUGGUCAAAUAGAGUGGGUGUUGAAGCAUGACAGAGACCUCGAGCCCGUGCUAGCAGGUCACCGUCUUCAACAAGUUCAUGGACCCUGGAUGUUAAAAGGGAUCAACCACAACUCAUUCUGCACUCAUAUUCCUGAAGACAACAAGGACGCUAUAGGUGAAGAGAAGCUUGAGUGGAGUUCUGACAGUGAUGGUCUUCUUGACAAUGAAGGCACGGUUCAAGAGCGUACCUCUGAAGACUGUUACUCCAACAAUGACAGUGGUGCUUUUCUUGACAACGAAGAUAUGGUUCAAGCACGUAGCUACGAAGAGUGUUACUCCAACAAUGACAGUGAUGAUGUUCCUGACAAUGAAGAUGUGAUUGAGGACAACGAGAAAGCAAUUUUUGAAGAGAAUUUUGAAUCUGAAGAGUGUUACUGGAUUGACGAUAUAUGUGAGAUUGACUUCCUCGGGCUUCACCCAUACAGAGAGGUCCUCUUCCUCUGUGAAUCAGCCAAGACAGGACUGGCCUAUCAUUUGAAUAGCUUGAAGAUCGAAUGCUUAGGCGAUAUAUACCCAACAGAUUAUGUCAACUACGGUGGUUACGGGUACGAUAGGGAUGAAAUGGACAGGGUCAAAUAUGCUUUUAUGUACACACCAUGCUGGAUUGAAGAGUCCCCUAGAAACAAUUAAUUUAUAAGUCCGUCACCAACAUUAGCAUUUGUUGGCCACAAGCCAUUGGUGCAACAGCAGG